Mytilinidion resinicola is the source of this 921-nucleotide messenger RNA. RefSeq lists its product as uncharacterized. The transcript has 3 exons. Lineage: Eukaryota; Fungi; Ascomycota; Dothideomycetes; Mytilinidiales; Mytilinidiaceae. Gene Ontology annotation, molecular function: protein binding. The record is from RefSeq and is a predicted model, not a curated record. Bases 1 to 921 code for a protein of 306 amino acids.
AUGGAUAAAGCACAGAAAAAGUUACAAGAUCAGCUUGUUACGUCCUUAGAUACUCUCUUCAAAUCUGGGGACUAUUCCGAUUUCAAGAUCAUUUGUGGGUCUGAGACACAUCGCGUCCACAAAGCUAUCGUCUUCCCGCAAUGCGAAUAUUUCGCUGCAUCUUGCAGAUUUGGCGGCAAGGAAGCUGAGAGUGGCGAGAUCACUCUGCAAGAUGAGCAACCUGAGCAUGUCAGGGCUAUGGUUUACUACUUUUACCAUCUAAUAUACGUCGUUCCUGGUCCGGCUCCUAGUGCAUCGAGUAUCAACACGAGAGGCUUCUUUGAGGCAUUUCCAUCGCCUUUUCAAAAUGACAUAGCUCCAGCCCAAUUUCAGGGGGAUGAAGCUCCACAGCGUUCCUACGACGAUGAACCGCUAGAGCCCACUCCUCCACCGCCUCUUCUAGCGGAAGAGUUUGGUGAUUGGGGGGCUUGGACGACGACCAAGCAAAAAAAGGAAAACGGAGGGAAGAUCUCGAAACGCCCAAGCGAAGCCAACCUAGGCCUAGUCUUCCACGCCCACAUGUAUGCCCUGGCGGACAAAUACAACAUCGAGGGUCUGAAGCUCAUUGCAAAGGUACGAUUCACUGGAGACGUGCAAGAGGGUUGGUCGCAUGAAGAGUUUCCCGACGCAAUACGUAUUGUCUACGACACAACACCGGAGAUGGACCUCGGUCUUCGAGACGCCAUAGUGGAUGUUCUGCUGAAGAACUCGUCGCUUCUAGAUAAGAAGGAGAUAGAGGCAGUCGUGAAAAAAAUCGCUGAACUCUCGUAUGAGCUCUUGAAGAGAUAUCACCAGGAUUACUCUUGUCAUCUUGUAGAAAAAAUUACAGAUCCAGAGCCACAAGAGCCACGAGAGCCUGGUAGAUGGCCUGAAGUAUGGUGA